This is a messenger RNA of Macrosiphum euphorbiae (potato aphid), 3279 nucleotides long. NCBI's taxonomy places the organism in Eukaryota, Metazoa, Arthropoda, Insecta, Hemiptera, Aphididae. The record is from the annotation of a GenBank genome assembly.
AUGGCCGGGCCCGUCGUUGCCGCUUCUUCGGUCCUGCUGCUGUUAUUGAGCACGGCCCAUGCGUCCUCUGUCGAUUCGCUGCUGGCCGAACCGUCGUGUGUCGAUUACUUGAAAUUGAGAUGUGCCAACGCGGGCACUGCGGCUGUGUCAAAACUUGACAUUCUGGAAUGCAUACAGCUCUAUGAGGAUUCCGAUUUUUCGGGAAACUGUCCAAAAGCCAUAUGGACUCAUUUAAAAAAGUUUAUGGCAAAAGAAAAUCUUCGAGCUGUACUAUGGCCAAAAUGUAGAUAUGAAAUUGAAAAACUCAACUGCGAACGAGACAAGAAUUGGUUUGGUUGCAUAGUUGACAAAAAACAGAGCAUUAGAAAUAAUGACUGUCUUCAUUUAAUAAUGAGAAUAGAAAAUAUAGCAUUUUCUGAUUUUAGACUAAUUACAAAUUUUUCAAACUCAUGCCAAGAUGAUAUAAAAAAAUUUCAUUGUUACAACACAUCUAUCACUGAUACAUUGUAUCGAGGACGUGUAUUGGAAUGCCUUCAAUCUAAUAUAGACAAGCUUUCUCCAAAGCAAUGUUUACCUUUAGUUUAUAAACUAUCCGAGUGGCAAGCAGAUAAUAUAAAAUUUGAUUAUUCCCUUCAUAUGGCCUGCUUAAAAGACAAAGAGAAAUUAUGUGCUGACAUCCCAACUGGUAGUGGUCUUGUUUACAACUGUCUUGCUGGACAUAUUGGUAGCGGACAAAUGUCACUUCCGUGCCAAAAUCAACUUUGGAGGAGAGAAAAACUGAUUUCUGGUAAUAUUAGAGUCAGUAAAGGAUUAACUAGAGCAUGUAGAGAAGACAUCCGCACAUACCGCUGUCGAAGAUUAGUAUCUGAUGAUAAGGAUGUACGCUUGGCACAACUUUUGCUGUGUUUAGAAAAUGCUAUACAUAAUGGCAGUAAAGUAUCCUCUGAUUGUCAAUUUGAAUUAAUGGAACAUCGAAAACUGUUACUCCAAAAUCACCAUUUAUCACCAGAGGUUGUUUCAACGUGUUCUAAUGAUAUUGAAAAAUAUUGUAGAAAUAAUGAAGUUAGCAGAAGAACAAUUCAUUGUUUAAUGGAUCAUUCUAAGCCAUCACGUCAAAAAAACCGUAUAGAUAAAGCUUGUCAAAAAUCAUUACAAAAACUUAUGCGCAUCACAAAUAUUGGUGAAGACUGGAGAGUAGAUCCUGUACUCCAAGAAAUGUGUCAGUCUGAAGUUGAUAAAUAUUGCUCUGAUAUACCUCCUGGUUACAACAGGGUGAUAUCCUGUUUGUUGGAAAAGUUAUUUGUGGGAUCAGUUCAAGAUAAGUGCAAGAACGCAUUACUGCCAGUUCAAUAUUUUAUUAAUCGCGAUUUCACAUUAGACCCUGCAUUAUAUCAAGCAUGUUAUUCGGAUGCAUCUAGGAUAUGCAAAGCCACUGGAGAUUGGAUUAAAGAAUCUAAAGAAAAUUUGAUUUUGCCAUGUCUUACUCAGUACUAUCGACCCUUUACAUCAUCUUCAACUGGAGCAAAAUAUAAAUUAAAGCCAAAAUGUAAAGAUCAAGUACGAAAAGUUAUGAUACAAAGAGCUAUUAGUGUAGAUCUAAACCCGGAAAUUGCUGAAGCAUGUAUUAAGGAUCUUCCAAACUUUUGUCACAAGAAAACUGGUGUCGGAGAGGAAAUGCUCUGUCUACAAGACCACUUUAAUAACAAAAAGAUGACCAAAGAAUGUAAGGAAUCUAUUAGGCUAUGGACCGAAGCACAAGCUGAAGAUAUUCAGCUAAACCCUGUUAUUAGAUUGCAUUGUAAACCAUUCAUUCAACAAUUUUGUUCGGCUGAACUUUUAUCUAAAGAUGAAAUUGGUAAAAAUGAUGUAAUGGACUGUUUAAUUAAAAAUAAAAACGACCCAGAGAUGAAAACAGAAUUAAAAUGCCGUGCUGCUGUGGAACAUUUUCAAUUGAUAUCUAUGAAUGAUUACCGUUUUACUUUAUCAUUCAAAGAAGCUUGUCGAUCAACUGUUAUUAGGUAUUGUCCUAAGUCUCGCACCAAACCAGAGGUUGUAGCAUGUUUAAGUGAAGUAGUACGCAAUGAUACUAUAACAGACUCUAAACAUAAAGUUACAAAACCAUGCCGACAACAAUUACGUGCUCAGUUAUUACAGCAACGUGAAUUCUUAGAUUUAGACCCAGUUUUGAAAAAUGCAUGUCAAAAUGAUAUUGCGAAACAUUGUUCUAAUAUGGAAUCUGGUUCAGCACAGGUUUUAGUCUGUCUUGAAAUGAACAAAAGCUUAUUGUCAGAUCAAUGUCAUAGAGUAAUAUUUUUAAUACAGCGACAAGAUUUGACGGACAGUUCAUCAGAUUAUGUUUUGUUAACAAAAUGUCAUAAAAUGUUGCAACUAUAUUGUAAAGAAGAAAAUUCCUCUCGAGCUUUAAGCUGUCUAAAGAAAUUCAAACAUGAUUUAACGUUUGAAAAACAAUGUCAGUCCAUUGUAAUUCAACGUAUGAUUGAACAAAGUGAUGACUAUCGACUGGAUCCAGCACUACAUCAUAGUUGUCAAGCAGACAUCAAUUUAUAUUGUAGUCAAAUAUUGGCUAAAUUACGUCCAGAGUCCGAGUAUAAUGGAAAAGUGUUACAAUGUUUAAAAGAAAAGUUUCGGCAAAGAAAGCUUAAGCCAGAAUGUGAAAAACAAGUAUCUAUUACUUUACGUGAAUCAGCACUAAAUUACAAACUAAAUCCAUUGUUACGAAGUCUUUGUACAACCGAGAUUAAAGAGCUCUGCCGAAAAGAAGAGCACAACGAAGGCAAUGGUGAUAUAGAAGAUUCUGGACAAGUGGAAGAAUGUUUAAAACAAGCAAUGAGUCAUGGGUUAAUAGAAAGUCGAGCUUGUCGUUUAGAAGUAGCUGGAUUGAUUGAAGAAUCCAAGGCUGAUAUAAAUGUAGAUCCAUUGUUGCAACGAGCGUGUUUUUUAGAUAUUACCAAGUACUGUGAAGAAGUACCUCAGGGAGCUGGAAGACAUUUACAAUGUCUACAAACUGUUGUUCAAUCCAAAACUAAAACGCUCAGUGCCAAGUGUCAUGACAUGCUAUUGCAGAGGAUGGAAAUGUUUAAAAACGCUAAGGCAUUGAUUUAUCCAGAGAGUUUACAACAGUUGUACGGACAAGUCGCCAAAUCACCUUCCAAGAAAUACCUAAUAGUAGUUUUGUUCACUUUCACGGGACUAAUAUUUAUAGUUGGUUUGUUUUGUGGUCGUGUUAGUCGAAGAAGUGCAAUUUCUAAAAAAAAAUAG